CUCGGAUCUGAAGACUAAUGGAUGUCUCGCGCCUCGUGUGCAGAUCUGCAUCCUGACGAGGAUUACAAGGUGCACACGUCCACCGAAGAGAACAUCGCAUGUCACCGAGGCGUUGGCCCUGCUGGCACUUACGGCGCCGAAACUUCGGAUUGCGAUUCGCCCUUAGCGCUGGUCGAUGCGACCCUCAAUUGGGUCGCCGCCAAUUUGAAAGAUUCUAUUGAUUUCGUCGUCUGGACCGGCGACUCGGCCCGCCACGACAGCGACGAGCGACUACCCCGCCGCAAUGCGGACAUCCUAGCUAUGAACCGUAGAAUCGCAAAUUCGUUCGUCAGCACAUUUUCGGAUACCGAGGGCUUGGUGGUCCCCGUUGUCCCAACUUUCGGUAACAAUGAUAUCUACCCACAUAACAUCUUGAUGCCGGGCCCGAACCAGAUUCUCAGAGACUACAAUGACAUCUGGCAGAGCUUCAUCCCCGAAGCUCAGCGGCACACCUUUGAAUAUGGAGGCUGGUUCUUCGCCGAGGUCAUCCCAGACAAGCUUGCCGUCUUCAGUCUCAACACCAUGUACUUCUUUGACCGCAAUGCGGGGGUUGAUGAUUGUACACAACCGUCGGAACCCGGGUACAAGCAUUUCGAGUGGCUCCAGGUCCAGUUGCAGUUCCUCCGAGAUCGUGGCAUGAAGGCCAUUCUCAUGGGGCACGUACCUCCCGCAAGAACUGAGGGAAAGCAGCUUUGGGACGAGACGUGCUGGCAGAAAUAUACUCUCUGGCUGCAGCAGUAUCGGGACGUGGUCGCCGGCUCCUUGUAUGGCCAUAUGAACAUCGACCAUUUCCUGCUGCAAGAUACGCAUGAAAUCGACCUCGCAUUGAUGGAACCCGAAUCUCACCAAACGGUAGCCAUCCGCGAGUCCAUGGAGGAAGAAUUCUCGGUAGAGUCGAGCACGGACUACCUCAUGGAAUUACGGGAUAACUGGUCUAAAUUGCCGAACCCCAUCGGCAAAGCCAUCGAGGAGACGGGCAAGAAAAAGAAGAAGCACGGGAAAAACAAGGACAAAUUGGGCGGCCCGUGGGCGGAGCGAUACCAGCUCUCUCUCAUUAGCCCGAGUGUGGUUCCAAACUAUUUCCCCUCUCUUCGAGUUUUCGAGUACAACAUCACCGGAAUCGAAGAUACCCCAACCUGGGUGGACACAGUCCGCAACAGGCCCGCCGGUGGUAAAUCCUUGGUUCUCGAGCCCGGAUCGCGCAACCUCGAACUGCGCAGCGAACAAGAUGUCAGGAUCGAGGAAAGGAAUCGGGAUGAGAAGAAGGGCAGAGGGGGACUCAAGACCUCCCGUGUAGGGAUUCCAAAGCCGCCGGCCGAGGACGCCCUACCAGGCCCGGCGUACUUCCCUCAGCCCCUGACGUUCCUGGGCUUCACGCAGUACUACGCCAACCUGACGUACAUCAACAACGACAUCGGCGACGGCCGCGAAGCCGACUGGGCGUCGUCGGCGGGGUGGAACGCGGGGAAGCACAAGGACAAGAAGCCGCAGUCCGACGUGCCCCGGCCGAAGGAGUUCAGCUUCGAGGUCGAGUACACCACGUUCGACGACAGGAUCUACGGGCUGCAAGACCUGACGGUGAAGAGCCUGCUGCGGCUCGCCCAUCGGAUCGGGCAGACCUCGUCGAGCAGCUCCGACGACCUCGCCGAGCGGUUCGAGGACCAAGACGAGCGAGACCCGCCGGGUGACGGGCUCGAGAGCGAGAAGAAGAACAAGAAAAAGAAGAACAAGAACAAGAAGAAGAAGAAGGACACCGAGAUCUGGCUUCACUUCCUGAAGCACGCCUUCGUCAGCACCAGGAGCAUAGACGAGCUGAGGAAUCUGGACUAGACUAGACGGAGCAGAGGACGGCCCGGUUGGGCGGUCACGUUUCUUUUUUUCCUUUCUGUCCUUUUCGGCGGGUUUUUUUUUUACCACACAUCAGCGAGGGGUUUGGAAGCAUAUACAUAUAUACGCAUCGACGGGGUUCGUCGGGUCUAGGGGCGGGCAUGUCCGUGUACGCGCAACGUGCGCACAUUUUCGGGGUCAGACGAGAAGGCGUUGCGGGCCCGGUUCGACGGGCCCAGGGACGGGAACGGCGCAACGGGUAGGCCGAGUUUACCGCUAUUCAUCAUCUGUCACGAGCACACGUAUCCGUGCAGAGGAGGUGCGCGUGUGAACGUGUGUGUAGGUAAGUUAGGUAGACUAUACGACGGCAUGAUUAUCACGACGUCAAAUUGGCGCGUCUUGCGG
Molecule: messenger RNA, 2271 nt
Organism: Durotheca rogersii
Lineage: Eukaryota; Fungi; Ascomycota; Sordariomycetes; Xylariales; Xylariaceae
Product: Metallo-dependent phosphatase-like protein
Exons: 1
Coding region: 22-1869 (615 amino acids)
Biological process (GO): polyphosphate catabolic process
Cellular component (GO): membrane; fungal-type vacuole
Molecular function (GO): endopolyphosphatase activity; exopolyphosphatase activity
Source: RefSeq, a predicted model, not a curated record